AUGGGCAUUAGCUUGCUCCUCACAUUCUUUCGCCCAGGCAGUGGCAGAGUCACUAAUGCCAAAGUUGUCAAUGACUCAUGGGCAUUCGCGUCGGUUACAAGGCAUGAGUUCUCCGGCGCGAGUACUACUUUCUGCUUUCCUGGCUCUCCUGAGGACGUCUGGAGGUCUUCGAAGUUUCAUGAUAAAGUUGUGGUGGAGCUUCCCUUGACGCCGCCUCCGUCGCCGCAAUUGCCUUCGUCGCCUCCACGAUCGCCGUUCGCGCCCUCGGCUACCCCUCCCUACGCCCCGGUCCCUCCUCCCGCGCCCACGACCACCCCUUCCCCAGCUCCUCUUCACUGCAGGGUCUCCUCGGCCGCCCACGAUAUCAUCCCGAUGCGCCCUUCCUCUCCUCCCGCGGUUCUCGCGGCCAUUUUAACUCCGCCUCCUGCAGCUCCUCCGUCGCCCACGCCCUCCAACGCCCUUCCUCCCUCGCUGGCUUCAGGAGAGGUUCUUCCCUCCCGAAGGACGACUCUAGAGCUUCCUGCAACGCCGUCUUCAAAGCGCUGUUGCAUGUCUCCGGCGGACGCGGCCGCUGUCGUCAACCUGGUGGCGAUGUUGAUGUUGUUCGUGGCCAUUAUGAUAUUUCUCAAGAAAAUCUACGGCUGA
Penaeus indicus is the source of this 645-nucleotide messenger RNA. RefSeq lists its product as uncharacterized. The record is from RefSeq and is a predicted model, not a curated record. The transcript has 4 exons. Bases 1 to 645 code for a protein of 214 amino acids. NCBI's taxonomy places the organism in Eukaryota, Metazoa, Arthropoda, Malacostraca, Decapoda, Penaeidae.